Pristis pectinata (smalltooth sawfish) is the source of this 4211-nucleotide messenger RNA. RefSeq names its product thrombospondin 4a (gene thbs4a). Gene Ontology annotation, cellular component: extracellular region. Bases 131 to 2986 code for a protein of 951 amino acids. The record is from RefSeq and is a predicted model, not a curated record. Lineage: Eukaryota; Metazoa; Chordata; Chondrichthyes; Rhinopristiformes; Pristidae. Gene Ontology annotation, biological process: cell adhesion. The transcript is spliced from 22 exons. Gene Ontology annotation, molecular function: calcium ion binding.
UGCCAGCAUGUCCUAGUGAUAGUAACCUCUUCUGUAACCAUAUCUCCAACGUCUAGACUGGGAAUCUUAUUCUGAAACUUUUUUUCGUAGGUAAACUCCACAGGUUAUUGGAAAUCCAGAUCCCGAAGAGAUGAAGUGGGACUUGGUGAUAUUGUUUCUCCGACUUCUCUUACAGGCAUCUCCCAGUUUUUCAACGGAUGCUGAGCCAGAAAUUCUUGACCUUCUGUCUUUAUCGGAGCACAGAAGUUAUGUGGACCUGCUCCAGCAAGCACUCACUGAUACUCCAGCAGUAAAUGAGAUCUAUAUUGCGUCAACGUUCAAACUACAACCAAAAACUCUAGCAGCCAUUUUCGGACUUUAUUCCACAAGGAGCAAUAUUAGAUACUUCGAAUUUUCAGUUUUGGGUCGAUUGAAUAAAGUCAGCGUCCGAUAUUUGAAAAACGACGGGAAGCCACAGGUGACCACAUUUCACAAUAUUCAUCUGGCUGAUGGGAAGCGCCAUGCUGUCCUACUGCAGAUAAAGGGGCUGCAGCGUGGGCCUGCCACGGCUGAACUCUAUGUUGACUGCACCCAGGCAGGUUCAGCUCACAACUUGCCACCGCUGUUCACAAAGAUGCCACAGAAUGCAGACUCCAUUGAAAUCCGGACCGCCCACAGAAGAGCACAGGACUCUGUCGAAGAUGUGAAGUUCGUCCUGGGAGGGUCAAUUGAUAAAGUGGCAGCACUUCAGGAUUGCAUGUUACAACAGAGUGAUUCUGCUGGGAUUGUAGGUGAUGCAGGAAGACAUUUGGUUGUGCAAAUGACACAGCUCAAUGAAGUGCUUGCAGAAAUGAAGCAGCUUCUCAGUCAGCAGGUUGCAGAAACCACCUUGCUGCGACAUAUCAUUGCUAAAUGUCAGGCAUGUGAUAUUGGAUUAACUGACCUGGAAGAACUCAAUCAACGUCUUGUGGUCCCCACCAUUCCUAAACCGCGCUGUGCUGCUGAUUCCUGUUUCCGUGGAGUGAAAUGUACAGAGACUCAGGGUGGAUUCCGGUGUGGACCAUGUCCUAAAGGGUUUGUAGGCGAUGGAAUUCGAUGUACUGAUGAAGAUGAGUGUCAGAUAAGCCCAUGUUCUGCUGGAGUUCGCUGUGUGAACACCUUCCCUGGAUACAAGUGUGAGGAUUGUCCAGCAGGUUACACUGGUCGGAGUGUUCAAGGGGUGGGAUUGGAAUAUGCAAGAUUAAAUAAACAGGUCUGCGUUGAUAUAGACGAAUGUAGUGACGGAAGAAAUGGAGGCUGUGCUCCCAAUUCCCAGUGUAUCAACACUAUGGGAUCGUUCAGAUGUGGAGACUGUCAGAGCGGAUAUGUAGGAGACCAACUGAGAGGCUGCAAGCCAGAGAAGAGCUGCAACAACAGACUCCUGAACCCCUGCCACACUAAUGCACAGUGCUUUCUGGAAAGAGACGGGAUCAUUUCUUGUAUUUGUGGAAUUGGUUGGGCUGGAAACGGCUACAUCUGUGGCAAAGAUACUGACAUUGAUGGAUAUCCAGACCAGGAGCUCAGGUGCCCUGAUAAGAGCUGUAGAAAGGAUAACUGCAUAUUUGUUCCUAAUUCUGGGCAAGAAGAUGCUGAUGGUGAUGGAGCAGGUGAUGCUUGUGACGACGAUGCAGAUGGAGAUGGCAUUUUCAAUGUGCAGGAUAAUUGUGUGCUGGUCCGUAACAUUAAUCAACUAAAUACUGAUGAAGAUAACUAUGGUGAUGCUUGUGACAACUGUCGAUUAUCAAUUAACAAUGAUCAAAGAGACACAGAUAGUGAUGGGAAAGGUGAUGCCUGCGAUGAUGACAUGGAUGGAGAUGGCAUAAAAAAUUUCUUGGACAAUUGCCAGAGAGUUCCCAACGUGGACCAGAAGGACAAGGAUAACGAUGGUGUUGGAGAUGCUUGUGACAGCUGUCCUGAUGUGAUCAACCCUAACCAGUCAGACAUUGACAAUGAUCUUGUUGGAGAUUCCUGUGAUACAAAUCAAGACAGUGAUGGAGACGGGCACCAAGACAGCAAUGACAACUGCCCCACCAUCAUUAACAGCUCCCAGCUCGACACAGAUAAGGAUGGGCUUGGAGAUGAGUGUGACGAUGAUGAUGAUAAUGAUGGAAUUCCAGAUGUUUUCCCCCCUGGCCCAGAUAAUUGUAGGCUGGUAGCCAAUCCAGGACAGGAGGAUGAUAACUUUGAUGGAGUUGGAGACAUUUGUGAAGGUGAUUUUGAUCAAGACACCAUCAUUGAUAGAAUAGAUGUUUGCCCUGAGAAUGCAGAAGUUACUUUAACGGAUUUCAGAGCAUACCAGACUGUUGUCCUUGAUCCUGAAGGGGAUGCACAAAUUGAUCCAAACUGGGUGGUACUUAACCAGGGAAUGGAAAUUGUGCAGACAAUGAACAGCGAUCCUGGCCUGGCGGUUGGCUAUACUGCAUUUAAUGGAGUUGAUUUUGAGGGUACGUUCCAUGUCAACACCAUGACUGAUGAUGAUUACGCUGGUUUCAUAUUUGGAUAUCAGGACAGCUCCAGCUUCUAUGUGGUGAUGUGGAAACAGACAGAGCAGACGUACUGGCAAGCUACCCCGUUCCGUGCUGUGGCUGAGCCAGGCAUCCAGCUCAAGGCAGUCAAGUCAAACACCGGACCAGGUGAGCAUCUACGAAAUGCGCUCUGGCAUACUGGAGACACCACAGAUCAGGUCCGACUACUAUGGAAAGACCCCAGAGAUGUAGGUUGGAAAGACAAGGUCUCUUACCGCUGGUUUUUGCAGCAUAGACCCCAAAUUGGAUAUAUCAGAGCAAGGUUCUAUGAAGGUUCCGAUCUGGUGGCUGACUCUGGAGUUACAAUAGAUACCACCAUGCGAGGAGGUCGACUGGGAGUCUUCUGUUUCUCUCAGGAAAACAUCAUCUGGUCCAACCUCAAGUACCGUUGCAAUGAUACUGUUCCGGAAGAUUUCCAAGAGUUUGGAGCACAGCAGUUGUAGCCAAUUACUUGCAAAAGGAAAGUGUAGAGGAGAAAUCCAUGUGGAGCUGGUCCUGAAUAUCUGAGUGGGAAAAACAGCUGUGAAAAAAAGAAAUGUGUUUAGCAAGAAAUGUUACCAAAGUUUAUGUCACAGAGAUGGACUGUCUCUGAGACAGGCAGGUUGGAUACACAUUAAAAAUUACAAUAAACCAUUUUAAGAAGCCAUGUUUAAUCACAUUUUUUGAUGUUUUACUUUAGCUUAAUGACAAAACAUAGAAAUUUGGUAUUAACUUACAAUUUUUAAAAUAAUUAAAUCAGCUAUUAAUGGCAUUUUUAUUUAUUGUUAUGACAUUGCAAAGUAGCUUUUCUUUCAUGUGGGCCUGCGUAUAAUGUCUUUCCUUUUUCUAUUUGUAAUCAGAUAUGGAUAACAGUAACAAGGCAGCAUUUAUCGUCAUUCUUAUAUUUGUAUUUUUGUAAAUGGCAGUGCUAUGUACUGGGCUGCUGGUAGAAGAAAGAAAAAAAGCAUCAUCUUAAAUGUAAAGGAAACUUUACUGCAUUGGGGUUCCAUGUCCUAUUCAUUUGCUGGCUUCAGCCAGAGACGUCAGUGGAGGUGCAUCUCGGAAUUCCAAGACGCAGGCAAAAAAAGCUGAGGAUCCAGACCCUGGUCCUUGUGAAUAACAGGACCUCUGAUGACUGCUGUUAUCCUUCAGUCUCCCCACACACUGGCCUACCAAAGGUCCACUAUUGGCAGGGCAACUGACCUUAAAUACAAUCCCGCUUGUAGCUUGCCCAGAAUAUUUGGAAGAGGGUCCACUAAAUUUCCAACCCCAAUUGAUACCAAAAGCUGGCACUGUCCAAUUUCUACCUCAGACAGCUGCUAUUAGUGAGAGGCCAUGAUAUUGAUGGAUUGACUUAAAAAUCACACUGAUUUCUUGAUGUCCUUAAAGGCACAAAGGACACCUUUAUCAGCUUUGCUCAAGGUGCAAUUCCAAUGCCACACCAACAUAGAUGACUCCUUCAUACUCUUUAAGCAGCCUAACAAGUCAUUCAUAUUUUUAAUCACACUGCUCUUGGAGAAAGCCCAUUUACUUCAGAAUAGGCAUUAUAUGUGGGCCUUGCCAGCAAUGUUAAUAUCCUGAGAAUGAAUACUUCAAAUAUGAGAAAGUUAUGAAUUAACAUAUGGAAUAACAAUAUUACAAUGACUGUAUUAUCAAUAUCCACAAUAGUGAAUAUAAAAUUUUAUCUGA